Xenopus laevis (African clawed frog) is the source of this 3366-nucleotide messenger RNA. RefSeq names its product enhancer of polycomb homolog 1 S homeolog (gene epc1.S). Gene Ontology annotation, cellular component: NuA4 histone acetyltransferase complex. NCBI's taxonomy places the organism in Eukaryota, Metazoa, Chordata, Amphibia, Anura, Pipidae. Gene Ontology annotation, biological process: regulation of transcription by RNA polymerase II. The record is from RefSeq and is marked provisional.
CGGGUUGGCUGGGGGAGCAGACAGCGGAGUUUUAAUGUCCGCCAUGUUGGCCAUGGCGUAUUGAAGAGGGAGGGAGAGACUGACCCACAGGAGCACAAAGACUCCCACCAAAGCGCCCCCCAAACUGAGCCACUGCCACCGGGAGUGCCAGGAUAAGCGCCCUGUCUAAUAUUAGUGAUUAUUAUCGGAAUAACAAGGCUGGCGGGGAGGCAGCGAGGGGGGGCGCGGAGAGAUCUCCAUGAGAGGGCGGCACGGGAGCUUUUCCCCGCUCGUCGGUCGCAUGGCUCUCUGCUAGACACACCAUGAGCAAGUUAUCGUUCCGGGCGCGGGCGCUUGACGCGUCCAAACCGUUACCCGUCUUCCGCUGCGAGGAUUUACCGGAUUUACACGAGUAUGCCUCCAUCAACCGGGCCGUGCCGCAGAUGCCGACGGGCAUGGAAAAGGAAGAAGAGUCGGUAAUGCUCCGCUUUUUUUCACUUUAUUUUUACCGCUUAUACCCCCCCUCCACCCGGUCCCUGCUCUGCGCAAGCUUACACAAAAUGGCCGCCAUGUUCCUCCCCGACGGGAACGGCGAUGGCGCACAUACCUCUCCCCUUGUAAUUCCGCACUCGGGGUGGCUUGUAGGGCUAAUACUCAUCUCCCUGUAGGGAUAUAUGUCUCCGGUUUGUCCGCCGGUGCUUCCUGGGAGGAAUUUAGCAGCCGGGAAGGCACAAAGGAGUCACGUGACGGGGCCGCGGUCGGCCAUUUUGUUGUGUGUGUGUUUUCUCUCCCUGACUGUUGGGGCUGGGCCUGAGUGAGGGUUGUUGAUCCGACUGAUGCCGCUGGGGGGAGCUGAUGAUCAGGCAUUUGCUCACCUUGUGGGAUUGUUUGUGUACAUUGGAAGCUGAUUAACAGUAGAGAAAGCCGGCGAGUUUCCCUAAUGUCGUCUGCUUUGACUUGGUGCUGCUGUAUAGGAACUCAACAUUGCUUGGAAACCUCUUCUGUGCUACAAAAUAAUAUAUUUAUAUCUCAUAUGAUAUGUCUGUGUUUGUAUAGCAUCACAGUCCUGCACUGAAACACCUUUUAAAGUGUAAAACCCAGUUCACAGCUGUGGCUUAUUGGUGAAUGAUGUGGGGUCUGGAGCUUGCCUCACACAGUGCACAAAUACACCUCUUAAAUAGAAGCAGAUCCACUUAAUAAACCACUUUAAUAGAGAUUGUAAAAUAGGAUAUAUAUAUAUAUCUCAUCUGUAGAAACCGCACUCACAGGUCUCAUGAACAUUAAACAGUCUAUUGCAAGAAAACUAAUGUUUCGGCUGGAACGCCAGCCUUUAGCCGAAACGUUUGUUUUCCUGCAAUAAAGACAGUUUAAUGUUCACAAGACCUGUGAGUGCGCUUUCUACAGAUGACCUUCGUAUCACUCAUUUUCAAUUACUGCACCCAGGCAUCAUUAACUUGAUUUAUCGUGAGUGCCAAUGUUUAUAGAUAGAUAUAUAUCUAUAUGUAUAUAUCUCCAGUGAGAGUCGAAACGUUGAUCUAAAUAAAAGGUUUUUAUUUGCAAGAAGUCCCUAGAGUGCAACAGCUUUUCUUCAAUCUGUUUAUACUUUAUCUGUUAGCACCAGGGCAUUAACACUCUUUAAAGUGUGUGCAGCAGCCUCACAGACACUAUAUAUAUAUACACACACACACACACACACACACACACACACACUUGCACACACUUGCAUCCCUAGUAUCCUGGCCUUUAGGGCAGAAUAUAGUUUAUACUGAUAACUAUGAGUAAGCUGAAUAUAUUUCUGCUGAAUGUAGGGAAGGAGUUCUUAGGACACUAACAGCAAUGUAUGUGUAUGUUCUUUCUCUGUGUGUAUGGGUUUUCUCUGACACUCCAAAUCUAUACAGACAGGUUAGUGGACUACUGAAAAAAAUUGAGAAGUACUGUGUAUGAAUGUGAUGGGCUACCUCCAUUGUAAGCUCCUCUAGGCAUGAAUAGUGACUAUUAUGUGAUAUAGGUGCAUUGUGACAGACUCAAGCUCCAUAAUGCUGCCCUGGGUUAUUUGUGUUGGAACCAACAUGAAGCUGCCGUGUGUAUUGGAGAUUGACCCCGUUGUACCCAAUUGCAUGUCUGAUGUUGUUUACAAGGUUUUUUUUUUUUGUUAUGGUGGCCAUACACGGGCCGAUAAAAGCUGCAGACAGACCGAGUCGGCAGUUUAUUGGCCCGUGUAUGGGGCCCUCGAAGGGCUUCCCUGAUCGAGAUCUGGCCGAAAGUCGUGCAGAUCUCGAUCGGAUGCGACUAAAAAUCCAGUCGGAUUGCGGCCACAUCUGUUCGUUGAUGCGGUCCCGUGAUCCGACCGCCCGUAAAGCCACCCUAGGGCCCACGAUCGGAUCAGCCCGAUAUUGCCCACCUCAAGGUUGGCAUAUUAGGGAGAGAUCCACUCGUUUGAGCGGAUCUCUCUGUGUAUGGCCACCUUAAGUUAAGAGAGGACUCACUUUUUGACAAUAGUUGGACUUCUGUGGUUUGAAUAAUAGGGGAGAGUGUUUCUUUAUUGUUUGGAGUAUAUUAUAUUGGAAAGUGAUGGAAGUACAGGUAUGGGAUCCAUUAUCCAGAAAACCCUGAAUUAUGGAAAGGUCGUCUCACAUAGACUCCAAAUUUUUAAAAAUAUUUUCCUUUUUCUCUAAUAAUAAAACCGUAGCUUGUACUUUAUCCCAACUAAGAUAUAAUCAAUCCUUAUUGGAGCUAAAACCAGCCAAUUUAAUGUUUACAUGAUUUUCUAGUAGACUUAAGGUAUGAAGAUCCAAAUUUUUGAAAGAUCCGUUAUCCGGAAAACCCCAGGUCCCGAGCAUUCUGGGUAAUGGGUCUCCUACCUGUACUUAUAAUUCGAGUGUGGUUACCUACAGUAGCAGUCAGAUUGUUCACUUCUUUCAGCUCUUCUGAAGCAUUCAGGCAAUGUUAUUGUAUGCAAAUUGACUCAAGUUUAUUGUCAUUACCUCCCAAAUGGUGGGUGUUGUUGGGGCCAGAGUGUUGGAGACGGAAGCAAUUUUGGGUAUCUGGAGAACAAGUUGCAAAAAAAUGUUCUGACUCCUAAUAACAUUAAAUUCAAGCAUUGAAAACAAAUCAGAUUUAUGAGCCUCUAUGAUGGAGGAUAUGGCCGACGCAAUUCUGUUUCUAAGAACAAUAUUUAGUUCAUUUUGGAACAAUACUUUAAGUUCAUUUUUGCUUGUAUUUAACAGUUUUUCUGCAGCUACUGUAUAUGCCAGAUUUAAUUCAAAUAAUGGAAAGUAAUUGAAAAAAGGCUUUAUUUCUGGGGAACUAUAAAUACAACUGAACUGAAAAGUGUUUGGAAGGUGAACAACCCCUUUAACGUCUUUCAAUCAACAUGGAAAAUAUAUA